AUGGGUCAGGCCCAGAUGGCCAUCGCGUUCCGUCAAGAGCUCGUGUUCGCGGAGCUUCAGCUUCUCGAGUCUUCGCGUAAGCGGAGCUUCAGCUUCUCGAGUCUUCGCGUUCGCGGUCAGCUACGAACAACGAUAAAAUCGCAAGUACUCGCCGACUUCGUCAUUGACUUCAGCGCAAAAGUAAUGCCUGAGGUUGAGCAGGAAGCCUCCCGUACCUCCCCCAAGUUAUCCGACUUAUGGGUUCUGUACACCGAUGGGGCCUCCAACGUAUUAGGAUCUGGACAAGGACUCGUGUUCGAGGAUGGAGUGCUCCCACCCGAUAAAAAAGAAGCCAAGGAGCUUCGAAUGAAGGCGGCCCGAUACAACAUCAUCAACCAUGACCUGUACAAAAGAACGUUUGGUAGUCCCUUGGCAAAGUGGCUAGAACCAAACCAAACUAGGCGCAUCCUCGAAGAAGUACAUGAAGGCCACUGUGGAGGCCAUAAUGGGAUUGUUCACAAUGAGCCAAAGUGA
Molecule: messenger RNA, 513 nt
Organism: Nicotiana tabacum (common tobacco)
Lineage: Eukaryota; Viridiplantae; Streptophyta; Magnoliopsida; Solanales; Solanaceae
Source: RefSeq, a predicted model, not a curated record